Molecule: messenger RNA, 17726 nt
Organism: Bombina bombina (fire-bellied toad)
Lineage: Eukaryota; Metazoa; Chordata; Amphibia; Anura; Bombinatoridae
Gene: HYDIN
Product: HYDIN axonemal central pair apparatus protein
Exons: 87
Biological process (GO): axonemal central apparatus assembly; cilium movement
Cellular component (GO): axoneme
Source: RefSeq, a predicted model, not a curated record
AUGUCCAUAGGCAGACUUCAGGGGCCACUAAGCUCCCUCCAGGAGCCGUCAUUUAAACUGCCCAGUGUAUUUCAGAGCAAGGUUGUGGCACCGCGUAACCCAAAAUUGACCAGAGAUGAAGGGGCCAUCUUGAUGUUGACACCGUCAGCAUUUCUAAGAGAAAUGUCCCUAACCACGGAGCAGAAGCUUGCCAACACCCGAGAGAUGCACCCUCCACGGAUCAUUCAUCUUCUCGAUAUGAGUGAAACAAGCCAUCAGAAGUUCUCAUCAGUGGAUUUAGACCAAGCCUUGUUCCAGCCUUUUCCGUCAGAAAUAGUUUUCCAGAAUUAUACAGCUUGUGAGACAUAUGAGGUGCCUCUGAUGUUAAGAAACAAUGACAAGGUACCGCGGCUGGUGAAAGUCAUUCAGGAGAACUCGCCCUACUUCCAAAUCAUCAGCCCCAAUGAUGUGUGUCACAAAGUGGCUCCAGGGAUGGCCUCCACAUUCCGCAUCCUCUUCACCCCUGAAGAAAACAAGGACUAUUUUCAUGAAUUGGUUUGCAUCACAGAACGUGAGAAGUUUGUAGUGCCCAUAAAAGCAGUUGGGGCACGAGCCCUACUGGACUUUCCAGAUCAGCUAAAUUUUCUCACCUGCCCGGUCAAAUAUAACUCACAAAAAGCCCUCUUGGUGAGAAACAUCGGGAACCGCGAAGCAUGCUUUAAACUGCUCACUCAGAGACCCUUCUCUGUGGAUCCGAUAUCUGGGACUCUUGCAGUAGGGGAAAGUAUGCAAGUGAUAGUGGAAUUUCAGCCUCAUGAGGUUGGAGAUCUCUCGCAAGAUUUGACAAUCCACUAUGACACAGGUGAAGAUGUUUAUGUUAGUUUAUAUGGAGCAGCCAUAGAUAUCAAUAUCCGCCUGGAUAAGAACUCAUUAAUAAUAGAAAAGACCUUCUUGUCUCUUGCCAAUCAGAGAACUGUCACCAUAAGCAACCGUAGUGACAUUAUAGCACACUUCCAAUGGAAAGCAUUUGCCAGCUCACAGGAGGAGGAACAGCAAAAGCAAAGAUUCUACUCUGGUCUGCAAAUAGAGGAAGAAGAGGAAACUGACCGCUUUUUAGAAGAGUGCAGUGCAGAUCCCUCACUACGUGAACGUCUCACACUUCUAAGCCGUACCUUUCACAACCGCCGAAGAAUGGCGCAGGGGGACACCAUGCUAUUUUCUGAUGAAAUUUUCCAAGUUGAACCAGUGGAAGGAGAUGUUUGGCCAAAUUCAUCAGUAGAAGUGAAUGUUAUAUUUAAGCCUCGAGUGGCCAGACCUUAUCAGUGUACGAUCUACUGUGACAUAACAGGACGUGAAACGCGUCUUCCCCUACGUAUACGAGGUGAAGGCCUUGGGCCUAAACUGACAUUUAACUACGAUCAGCUGGACAUUGGCAAGAUCUUUGUGGGCUCAACACACAGCUAUGAGGUUAUCUUAGCCAAUCCAGGAGCAAUUGAUGGGAUAUUUACCCUCAUACCUCCAUCCACGGCUGUUGGUUCAUGCUUCACUUUCAGCCCCAGUGAGGGAAUAGUCCUUCCUUCAGGACAUCAGGCUAUAGAGAUCUCUGUUUCCUGCAAUAUACUGGGAGAGUUCAAUCAGGAAUUCCAUUUUAGUGUGGAUGGCUGCCCUGAGGACAUAUCACUAACCGUCAGGGGCUGUAUCAUUGGACCUACAUUUCACUUCAGUUUACCAUCCCUACAUUUUGGUGAUGUUUCAUUUGGGUUUCCACAUACUUUAACUUGUUGCCUCAAUAACACAUCAUUGGUACCAAUGACCUAUAAGCUGCGAGUUCCAGGAGACGGUGAUGGAGAACCAAGUAUAACUAGUACAAAUCAGAUUUUGGACAACAGAAGGUCAUCGUGGAGAAAGGGUACUCAUGCAAAUAUCAGAGCUCAAGAGUUCUCCAUUACUCCCAGCCACGGCACCAUCCGUUCUCAAGGUCUUUUAGAAAUAGAGGUCACAUUGUGCUCUAAUUAUGUGAAGACUUAUGAGUUGGCUCUUGUGGUGGAUGUGGAAGGCAUUGGCGAUGAAGUCUUGGCUUUGCCUAUCACUGCUAGGUGUGUGGUGCCAACACUUCUCCUGGAAAACUCAUUUCUGCAUUUUAACCGCUGCUUUCUUCAGCACCCCUACCAGAAGGCAGCCAUCCUUGUAAAUUCCAGCAACCUUCAUGCGUGCUAUGGUCUCCUACCACAGGCAGACGCCUCAUCCCCUCUACUGUAUGACAGUCCCAGGCCUUGUGGCAUCAUACAGCCACAGAGCAGUGUGGAGGUUCCUAUUGAGGUGCAGAUCCAGGUGACUGGGGAACAACAUGUAAAGGCACACAUAGCAGUGUUUGGAAGCAAAGAUCCUGCUCUGGAACUGUCACUGUUUUGCAUCGGAGAAGGACCUGUAGUUCAUGUCUGUCCUAGUGAGAUGGACUUUGGAGACAUCAAGGUUCUAACGGACAUUUCAAAGACUCUAGAACUGCGGAAUCAGUCAUUGAUCCCUGCUCGCUUCCAAGCUAGCAUUAUGGGUAAAUUUUCUCGAUGGCGUGUGGAUCCUAGCAGUGGAGAGAUCCCUCCCGAGGGAGUGGGGUAUCUGACUCUUGUGGCGCAUUUGAAUGACACCAUACAGUUUAAUGACAAGGUUCAGCUAAUCAUUGAAAAUAGCAACACUUACCUAAUUCCUCUUCAAGCAACGGGCAUUGGGACAACCAUCGUCACGGACAGAACAUUUGCCCCUGUUCUGAACUUGGGAACCCAUUUCAGUUCUGGUCCCUGUUGUUAUCGGUUUACAAUGAGUAACCGUGGUCGAAGGUCCCAUCUAAUCCAUUGGAUAUCAGAUGGAUUCUCUCCAUUUCGCAAGCGAACACAGCUUCCAAGUAUUAAGUCAGCAUCGUCAAACACUGAUAUUCCUGGUCCAGUUUUUAAGAUUUCUCCAUCACGUAUGGAGUUGAGACCAGGACAAAGCAUUGACGUUGUACUUGAAGGAUUUUCUGACACUCCAAAGGUGGUGAAGGAGAGGUUGAUUGGAUUUGCUAUUAUUGGAAAGCAGACUGGAAAGCAUCGGAUCAUGACUGUGGAUAUCAUAUGUGAAUUCAUUGCUCCUGUUCUACACCUCUCUGCCAGGCAACUGCAUUUCACUGUGCAGAAGCAACCAGAUAAUGAGCUUACUCAGCAGUAUCAGCCUCUCAUGCUGAGAAAUAUUUCUUCUUUGCCACUCACUCUCUUCUUAUCAGUGAAAUACCCAUUCUCCAUCUUCAAGAACGAGGUCCUCCAAAAUGAAAUCCCUGAGCCUUACUACCUUGCAGUUGGGGAACAGAUGGAAUUAUCAAUCAGCUUUGACCCAACUUAUAUCCAGGAUUUAAGGAGCGAAAUAAAAGAGGAGGUUCUGAUGAUCCGAUAUGCAGAGCAUCCACACACUGACUAUGUGUCCCUACAAGGGGUGGUAGACUUCCCAAACCUCCAUAUACCCAAUAGCCACAUUAACUUUGGCUGCAUCCUGAAUGCCAGUGAGGCUUCCUAUGAGAUGGAGAUUACAAAUAACAGCCCCAUGUUUGUUCACUUUCUUUGGUCCCACCAAACAAAGAUUAGGUAGGAAUGUGAAGUUAAAGAAACAGAGGUGCAAUCUCCAGAAACAGAUAAGACUGGCUGCAUUGAAGAAAACACAUUAGAUAUAUGGGAUGAUGUUCAGUGUCAAGACCAACAUGAAGACUUAGGACAGAAGGCCCCAUGGAUUGCCAUCAUGGCUAACGGGUUAUUCUCGCCGCGUAUCACACUACAAAGAGGCACCCGUCAAGGGUGUCCUCUAUCCCCCCUUCUCUUCAACCUAGCCCUAGAGCCACUGGCUGUUAAGUUGCGUAAAGUCUACCCGGGUAUGAGGAUGGGAGAGGAGAGGAUGCAUCUGGCAUUAUAUGCGGAUGACAUGCUCCUAUUUGUGGAACACCCUGCAAAACAUAUCCCAAAAAUCCUGGCAACCAUUGAGGCCUUCGGGUCCUUUUCCGGCUAUAGGAUAAACAAAACAAAAUCGGAAAUCUUAUGGCUUUGGAGACAUAAGGCACAGUCACGCUCCUAUCCAUUUCAAGAGGCUGGGGACACCUUGACCUAUCUGGGCAUUCAAUUGUCCACUAAUAGGCAAACCUUGUACCGUAAUAACAUCACGCGGGUGUGCUGUGACAUAGCUCAAACCUUAGAAGGAAGGAGAAACUUACCGGUCUCUCUCACAGGGCGAAUCAACUUGGUAAAAAUGGUCAUCCUACCACGGAUCCUGUAUUCUCUCUUGAUGCUGCCUUUUCUGAUUACCCGAAAAGACCUGGCGAUCUACUCAAAAGCCCUAUCUAAGUUCUUAUGGAAGGGGGGCAGAUCUAGAAUAGCUCUCAAGAAAUUAUAUGCACGGCCCUCCUCGGGUGGCCUGGGUCUCCCCGACCUGAAGCUAUACAACUGGGCAGCACUCAACCGUCUAAUGCUGGAUUGGCAAUUAAAGACGGAACACUUUUACACAUCUGAACUCGAGAGGAAUGCACUAAAGGGGUUUGAGCCCUCACUUCUGCCUUACACCCCGUCUAAUAACCUUCCGACGGGGGUCAAGGAUAGUUUUCUCUAUAAGGACGUACUACGGGCAUGGCGGCAAACCCUAGGAUACUUGGGCCGGCGUCACGCGUCCCCCAGGUUAAUCCCACUGCGAAACAAUGUCUGUUUCCCCCCUGGGAUUGAUACUUCUCCGUUUACCAACUGGGAAACCAAAGGCUUAUGCUCAGUGGGAGAUGCUCUAGACAUCUCUAGAAAAUGCGUUAAGUCCUUUGGGGAGUUGCAAACUCAAUUUGGACUACCGCGGGCCCACUUCUAUGCCUAUCUUCAGAUGAGGCAUUACGUGGACCAGCUUAUUAGAGAGGACCCACAAUUCUGGGAGCCGCACAUAUUUAAUGUGUCAGUGUCUGCUUUUAGGCUUGGAAGUUUCUCUAUCUCGGGGAUUUACAAAACACUGCUGAGCCAUAUUGAAUCUAAACAUUUAGCCCUACUAGAGAAUAGAUGGAGAGGCCACUUGGAGAGGGAGGAUCUUCCAGAGCUAAUCCAGCGCAGUGUAGACAAUGUUAAAAGAGCAACGCUGUCCAUGACGUUGAGAGAGUCCCAGAUCAGAAUGCUGCAUAAAGAUUACAUUAUACCACGUAGGCUAGCUAAAUGGAAACAUGGGGUGAUGAAUGAGUGCAGUCGAUGUGAGGGAGAGGACCUCUCAAGCCUGAGAGCUGCCUUACUGUCAGGCAGAAGUCAAGAUGGAAAGCACCUCCAGGUGCAAUACAGACAGACUGGAACUUCUCAGCCGCCCAGCAGACUGAUCUCCAUAGCAAAACAGGUAUUCAGUAUAACACCUCUCAGUGGGACUCUGCAGCCUGGUGAAAAGAAUAUAGUGGGCUUCACAUUUCAUGGACAUACUGACAUCAGGGCGCAAGCAAAGGCCAAAUGUGAAGUUUUUGGAGGACCAACAUAUGAGAUCACCCUGCAGGGAGAGACCUCACAUUUCAGCUAUACUCUGGAUACAACAGACAUAGACUAUGGACUUCAGCUGUUUGAUCAAGUGUCAGAGGCAGAAAUUGUACUAAGAAAUACAGGGAGGGUCAGCUUUCCAUUCACUGUGCUUUACCACAACACAGAAACCAUCCUGGCACCGAACCCUGGGGAGCCCCUUAUACAUCCUGUCAGUGGCCUAAUUAAUGCAGGGGAGGAACAGGUUCUGAAGGUGCUCUAUUUCCCUGGUGUUCCAGGAUCCUUUCAUCAAACUAUCCAGAUACAGGUUGCCCAUCUCAAACCCGAAAGCGUUACUCUGCGAGGGGAAGGAGUGUUCCCCAGAAUCUGCUUGGACCUUCCCCGUAAAAUAAAUGAGAACGAGAGUUUGCAGCCUUACCUGAAACAGGCAGAGGACAACAUAAGGGAAAAAAAGAAUGUGUCUAACAGCUUAGUACCUGCUGGAAGUCCUGAACCCAUUGAGGAGCACUCUAAUACCACUACGGAUACGCUACUACUGAUGGAAGUAGAGUGCUUGCUGAUUAAAGAACAUGCGAAAAAUCAGCUGCAGUUGGAAGUAUUGGAAGAUGACUUCCAGGGGACACGAAGUAAACUUCUGAAGGCCUCUCUGCCUGAUUACUUAUUGGAUUUUGGUUUUGUCAUCCUGGGAGAGGUGCGCACACAUGUAUUUAAAAUCACCAACAAUGGACACUUACCAGUUUCCUUCCAUGCAGAUCGUCGUGGGUUAAAUGGCACAGGAUUCUCCACUGAAUUGGACCGUGUUAAAAACCUACCAUGUUUUCAGACAGAAACUUUUCAGGUCAAGUUUGAUCCUCGUGGUGCCAAUCUUAAUCUUGGGCUUACUGAAGUUGUGAUGCCAAUUCAGGUAUCUGGUGGUCCCAGGUUUUCAGUACGGAUAACGGCUUGUGUGACAAUGCCAUCUCUCACUGUGUCCAGUGACAAAGUGGAGUUUGAUGAUGUACAAUGUGGACAGUGCCAAGUGAAAUCAGUACAGCUCUACAACCAACUUCCUGUGUUAUGUGAAUGGACAGUAAUGACCCAAGAGAAAGAGAAGAUUGAUAAACAUAUGCCAGCAUACCUCCGUAAGAAACUGCGCCAUGACCUGAAGUCUAAAGCAGUCGUCUUUGAGAUGCUUCCGUCUGCUGGAGUUCUGUUGCCUGGACAGAGAGUUAAUGUGCAAAUUAGGUUCAUGCCUCAAGAGGAGAAGCUGUAUAGUCAACGAUUGUUGCUUCAAGUGGCUCAGAGUAGUCAGCGGGUGAUGCUUAUGGUGCAGGGUCAAGGACUGGAGCCACGAUUGGAAUUUACUCCUUCUGUACUGGAGCUGGGGCCCAUCCUUCCGUUUAGCCAGGGAGAAGAAGCAGAGGUUCUAGUUAGGAAUCCCUGCAGCUUUCCAAUUGAGUUCUACUCCCUGGAGAUGGACAAGCAGUACCUGGAAGAGGAGAAGAUGCUACGGAUGCUCAAAGCCUAUGACUCUCAGAAUACCCUUCUGCUUCCUCCUCGACUGGCAGGAGAAAAAUUACCCACUGAAAUUCUGGACUAUUAUGAGGAGCAGAAGCGACUGCAGGAAGAUGCCAGCCGAAAACGUGGAUUUGAAAGUCAUGAGAGUGGUGGUGUGGAGGAAGAUCAUUCAUCUGAUACGGGAGUCAAACAGGAACAUCCCCCAACCGAGCACAUCCCUACAAACAGCUGUGAUGAUGGCCAGGUUGAAGGGAAACCUGUGGAUGCUGAGGAGGAACUUGCUAAGAGAGCAGGAUCAGGUGAAAAGAUUUUAAGCAGCAAAGCUGUGGGUGAGUUGGACAAUAACCCUAUCUCCCUGGCACUCGCCAGACAUCUGGGUAUUGAUACCAGCAGUGAAGGCCGAGCAGCACGUAACCGACGAGGGAUCGCUAUCAUUGUAUAUGGUGCACCUCUUACUGGGAAGUCCUCAGCUGCUGUGUCAUUGGCUAAACAUUAUAAUAUUGCAUGCUUAUCUAUUGACGCUGUGAUUAUGGAAGCCAUUUCUGAUGGAAACAGCAGGUCUGGACUUCGAGCAAGGCAACUAUGUGCCAAGGCAGCAUUAGAACAGGCUCGAAGAGAGUCAGAGGAUACCAUGCUUCAGGCUCAGGCAUUGGGUGGCCAGACCUCAUUGAGUGUGGAAGCUUUGGCUAAACACACUGCUGAGGGAGGCCAAGUACCAGAAAAUAAAACAGCUACUCAAUCUGUCCUCUCACGAGGCAACAAAGGUAGUCUUGUAACUGGCAAGGGCAAAUCAGAGAGCCAUGCUGUGCAAGGAGGCAAGCUGCAGCAUGUGUCUGACACUGCAGGAUCACAGACAGAGAGCACAGCUCUUCCCGGGGGUCCCAUACAACGUCGUCUGAGUGUGAGUGCCAGUGUAGCGGGUGAACUGGGUCUUAUGAGCUGUGUUCUACCAGAGGAACUUCUGCAAGAGAUCUUGAGUGAAAGACUGCAGCUAAAUGACUGCUUCCAAGGAGUGGUGUUUGAUGGCUUAGAAACCCUGUUUGCUCGAAAUGUCCCAUCUUCACUCCAUACUUUGCUGAAAGCUCUUAAUAAUCGCAAGCACAUAUACUUCAUUAAUCUGUAUCAGGAAUAUGCUGUUGUCAAAGCACGUGAGAAAGCCCAGAAGGAAAAGGAAGAGAAGGAUCAGCUGAGUGCACAGGAGCAGGAGAAAGCUCAUAUGGAAGAGAUGGAUGAAGAGGAAUAUGAUAAUCUUCCUGCUGAUGAACGAGCACGUAUUGAUGAACUACGCCUUAUUGCCCUGCAAGAGCGUAGGAAAAGAGAGAAAGAAGAGCGACUGGCUCGGGAGGAGAAUGAAAGGAGGGUGAAGGAAGAAAUGUUAAAGCAAAAGGAGGAAGAAGAGAUGAGAAAAAAGAAAACCAGGGGAAAGAGUCGGGAAGAGACGUCUGGAAAGAAGAGUCAACUAGGUGGCAAACAGGGUGCUAACAUUUCUUCAGUGAAGAAUGAUCAGCGCUUGAAUUCUGCACUGGAGAGAAAAGCCUCAGUAAGGGAUCGUCCAGACUCUGUGGUGAAUGAGUAUGAUCUGGCAAAUAAGAAACACAGAACAAAAGAACUUAGAAAUGGUGCAGGAGAUCCCUCCAUAGUUGUGCUGGAGGAUGCUGAGGUGGAAUCCAUGAGCGAGAAUGAGAAGCAGUUAAUGCAAAACUUUAUAAAAUAUGAAUCCUUCCAGAAGGAUGUUCUACAAAUCUUAACUUUAUGGGACCGUGUCCAGGGUAUUUUGCAUUUUGCAAACAUUAUGGAAGACAGUCAGCAUGAAGGAGAAAAUCAGGCCCCUGAACGUCAAGUAGCCUCUCAUAAAAAGAACCGCAAAGAGCGAGAACGGCUUGAAAAACUAGAACGUGAAAAAGCAGAGAAAGAUCAGCUUGAGAGAGAGAAGGCAGAGAAAGAGCGUUUAGACAAGCUAAAAUCUACUGAAAAUGAGGGAGUGCUGGACAUGGAUAAGAAUGAGGAACGAGUUGAGAAAGUAGAAAUGGGCAUUCCGCACUUUGAUUUCCAUGUAUGUGAUUCCAUUGAACCUAUUGGAAAGAAAAUCAUACAGAGUAGAAAGUUGCCUUCUAUUGAAGAGAUCCUAGAUGGUCUCGGAUUAGGCCCUUCUGGGCCCCCCAUACCACCACCAAGCUUAUUCUCAGUAGUUCCCUAUCCAGAGACGAGGACACUGUCUACUGACCAGGACAUCCUUGGCCACUUCACAUUUGUUGCAGCAUCUCCAGAUGACCCAAAUGUAAUACCGGAAGUAAAAAAAGAACCUGAGUCUGAGUCAGAUCCUGCACUCGGUAUCCCAAUGCUUAAGGAGGAGCAAGUGACACCCACUAAAAGUCGAAGUAGGAAGGAAAAGACCGCAGAUACAGGACGUGAAAGUAGACGCCGUUCUGGCUCUGACCGCAAGAAACAACAGAAUCUUGAAAGCCGCUCAUCACCUCCUGGAACAACGACUCCUCUUUCUGAUCUCGAUCAGGGUAGUAGUAUUGGAGAUGCCCCACAGGAGAAGUUGAUAAAGCUGGGUAUAUUUCGAUGGGUAGUUCCUGCAGGGGGAGAAGUGCCCCUAAGAAUUCAUUUUGCAUCAAAUUCUGUUGGUAACUUUGACCAGACCCUAAACUUUGAACUUUUAGGAACCCAUCGUAGGUAUCAACUGUAUUGUCGUGGAGUGUGUGCUUUUCCUGCUAUUUGCUCCAACCCCAAGGUUGUUUUCCCUCAUCGCAAAAAGGAAGCUAAACCUGAUGAGAUUGUGCACAAGAAGUUUGUCAUGAGCGCUGGAACCUUUGAUUUUGGGCCACUCUUUUGCGGUAAAAGUAGAGAUAAAUACAAAGCAGGCCAAUAUCCUGAAAAUAUGGAGAAAAUAACUAUACACAAUGCGUCCCCCAUGGAGUCAGAGGUCACAUUCUGCUUCCAGCAUGAUGUUAAGGCAGUAACAUUUAUUCUGGACCCACCAGCCAUGACCCUGAAACCCAACGAAAAGCAGGAACUUUGCAUUUGGGCCUUCCCUACUUCUCCUGGAUUGUUUGAGGAUAACAUUGUGUGUUGCACCAGGGACAACCCUGAACCAGCAAUAUUCCGUAUCUGUUGCCGGGGUGUACGUCCAGAGCUGGAACUUGACCGCAAGCAAAUUCAUUUUGAUAAAAUACUGCUUCACCGGAGAGACACAAAGACCAUCUUUCUGAGAAACAGCACCCUUUUACCUGUAGCCUGGCGUGUAACAGGUCUGGAAAACCUUGGUGACGAAUUUUCAGUUUCACAAGAUCAGGGGAUCAUUGCUCCUCGUUCAGAAUGUGGCCUUCAGCUUCACUUCAAAGCUGCCAAAGCCAGCAACAUCAAGAAAAACAUUCGUUUGGAGGUUUCUGAUGUUGAAAAUAUCCUUGGAAUUGUUCAGCUUGAAAAUAUUCAGAUUACUGCUGAGGCAUACGAUGUGGCUUUGGAUAUCAGUUUUCCUAAAGGUACAGACGGUGGGCUGGAUUUUGGGGUGGUGAAGGUGCUUGAAGAAGCUAAACACACAAUAUCUCUAAAGAACAAAGGCAAAUAUGAGAUUGGCUUCAGUUUCUUCAUGGAAUCCAUAGGCCAUCGGAUGCCAGAUGUGAACUCUAUAUUUUCUAUUCUACCCCAGAAAGGCACUCUUGGCCCCACUGAUCGUGGUUCUCAAGUCCAGAUUAUUUUUAACUCAAAGGAGGAAGUAGAGAUUAUGGACAAACCAAUACUACGCUGCCAGGUUAUUGAACCUAAUCUUAGUGAGGGAGGGGAAACAAUUGCAAGUAUCCCAAUACGAAUUUCUGCACGCUCUGUUUUUUCAAAAUAUCGUCUCUGCCCAUCCUUGGACAUAAAUUUUGGUGCCAUGGUCCUAGGAAGUCGUAAAAUGUGCUCAUUCACAUUGGAGAACUGUGGCCUGUUGGAGUUUCGUUACAACAUCAGCAAGAUGGUACGGGAGGUAGUAAUCCAGCCUGCCAAGAAGGGACCUGGUGGAAAAAGAGCUAGAUCUCGAGAGGAUUCAGGAUCCAGUAAAUCAUUUGGGAAAGGCAAAAGGUCUGACCCCCAACAGAGGGAAAUGAGUGUUGUCGGUGGACAGGCUCGUUUCUCGCUGGGCAUGUUCACCAUGUCUCCUGGGUUUGGGGUUAUCCCACCUGGAGGACAUCAGGUCAUUAAUGUGGAGUGUUUUGCGGAUCAGAUGGGAAAAAGUGAAGAGAUCCUGGCCAUUGACAUUUCUGACAGAAACCCUGAAGACCAUCCCAAUGGAAUAUCUUACCAGCUUGUGACAGAAGUCUGCACUCCAGGUUUUGUGACAGAUGACAUUGGAAACAUAUUUGAGGAGCACCGUAUUUUAAGGGAUGCAAGGAUUGUACCCUGUUUACAAUCCUUACAGGCAGGAGGAGUGUACCUGCAGGAAGAGAACCAAUUCAUGUUCUGUAAUGUUCUUGUUGGUCAGACUUCUACAGCAAGAUUUAAGAUCCAGAAUAAUGGCAGAGUCCCCUGUGAUGUGGUUCUGACUGUUAAGCCCAUCAAUAAUAAGUCGGCUGCUCGGAUUAAUGAGAUCUUUGACGUUUUCCCACCCCGCAUGAACAUCCCAAGCCACAGUCAUUGCUUUGCCAGUGUCACCUUCACCCCAAGGAGCAUGCAUGCAUACCAGUGCAUCUUUGAAGCUGCAAUAGAUGGAAUAGGAAGUGUCAUCUCUAAGACACGUAAUUUGACUUUUGAAAUAAGUGGUGAAGGGAACCUUCCUCGAGUCACCAUCUUACGGCCUGUGCUUAGAAAUAAAAGAGGCAGUCCCCUUAUGCUUUUCCAAAGGCUUCUACUGGGUCAGUGCCAGCUGCUUCCGCUAAUGCUGAAGAAUGAUGGGACUAUUUCUGCUCAGCUGCACAUUGAUAUGCAAGGAGAUGGAGGAGAAUUCACUUUAAAACCUAAACCAAGCACCUGCUGUAUUUACCCCUCUUGCAGUACAGAUGGAGAGCCUACACCAUAUAGCACAGUUCGCAGAGCUCAUACUGCGUCCUUAAACCUUCAUCCGGGAGAUACAGCAGAAUUUGAAGUUCUUUUCCGACCAACCUCAGCUCGGCGCUUUGAGAAUCAGCUCCGUCUCUCUGUGCUGGACAACCAAUAUGAGCAGAACUUUGUGCAGCUGGUGGGUGAAGGUUAUCAGGAGGAACUUACUCUUGAUAACAUUCCCAGCCCAGGAGAAGCUGUCUUGCUUGAGGGACCACUUGAAGAUGAUUUAGUACAAGCUACUCGUACCGAUCACAUCUACUUUGGAGACUGUCAUGUUGGCAAGCAGUACCAAGUGACCUUCACCAUGACCAAUCACAGUAUGGAUGCCAUGAGGUUUGAGUGGCCUUCAGAAGCCCCUCUAAGCUUCUCACCUCAGAUGGGACAUCUCCACUCAGGCUGUGCAAAAGAUGUGACUGUUACACUUAAGUCAGACGCAGUUGUUGCCAUCAGCAAAUCACCCGUGAAGUGCAUAGUAUCACGCAUCUCUUUCCCCAUGCCUCUUGACCAAGUUGCUGAUUGGGAUGAUCGUAUGAGAACUGUUAGAUGGGUAGAUGCUAACAAGAGCCCUGGCACCCAACAUCCAGCCAAAAGAAAAGUGAUUGAGACAGACCCAGAGCCAGCCCAUGUGUUGCUAGAUGAACUGUCACGUGAGCUGGAACUACUGGUCAGUGCCAUGGUGGAUUAUGCACAAUAUCAGGCCAAGUGUGAGCCGGUGCAGUUCAAAGACACUCUUCUUUACCAGACCCGAGUUUACAAGUAUCAGAUGCAGAACCCAGGCAGUGUCAAGCUGCAUUUCUCCUGGCAGAUUGAUAUGGAACAGCUGGACAAAUCUGUCAGCUUCUCCCCAAGAAGACACAAUGUGGAUGAACUUCCCACCAGUGCGCGGAGUUCCUCCAUACAAAGCCGACCUCCCAGUGUCAUGGAGAGUGUAUCAUCACUGCUGUCCAUGGGAGCUGAGACUCUGCCCUUUUCUGUGCAGCCAAAUAACGGAUUCAUUCCCAUUGGAGGAACACAGGAGUUUCUGAUAAAGUUUUCUCCUACAGAAGUUGGGGAGUUUGAAGGUCGUCUGACGUGCAGUAUCCCUAACCUGCAAAAGGAUCAACAAGAGCCUGUGCUCCCAGUCAAAGGACGCAGCCUUCUGCCAUUUUGUCACUUCCAGCUGGAGGACUCUGACUAUAUCAGCCAUGGAAGAAGGAAUCCAGAACUACAAGGCCCCUUUGGGGCACCAUCUGGAACCACUUUAGAUCCAAACACCAGGGUUAUUGAGUUUGCUACAGUGGGAGUAAAGACUAAAAACACCAGGAGUUUCAGUAUCUUAAAUCCUACCAAUAACCCUUACUCAUUCCUGUGGGCCUGUGAGGAUCCUCCAAAUUUGCAGAACUCUCCAGCUUUCCGUUGCCUAAGUCAAUAUGGUCAUAUUCUUCCUGAAAAGAGGGUAGAGGUUACCUUUGAGUUUGUCCCUCAAGUUCUGGAUAUCACCGAAUCUUUUUGGUCCUUCAAAAUUCCAGAGCAGAACAUUUCAGUCCCUUUCCUUCUUGUGGGUAAAGCCAGUGAACCUUGUGUGUCUCUUGAUAGAUCUCACCUCAACUUCCGAAGCCUUCUGAUUGGUCAUGAAUUUCAAGAGACGAUUUAUCUAAUUAAUAACGAAAACAAAUCAUUUAACUUUUCCUUCCGUGAGUGUUCCCUUUAUUCUGAGGGACAAGGACAAAGCCUGAUGAUAACACCCAUGGAAGGAACGAUCUCUGCUCUAUCCAGGACUCCCAUCUGCAUCAUGAUUAAGCCAUCCCAGGUAGGGGAGCUGAACAUUAACCUUAUUUGUGAUAUCAAGACAAAGACAGAGCCGUUGCACCUAAAUGUGAAGGCAGAGCUACAUGCAACAGAUGCCAGCGUUCAGUUCCUGGAUAGUAUGGGCACAGUCACCACUUUAACUCAACAAGGACCCAAUGAAAUUGAUCUUGGGAAGGUGGACACUAAUGACUGCUGUACUCUUCAGUUUAAUGUAUUGAAUAACGGCCAGUUCCCCUUCAGUUUUAGCUGUGGUUUAUCUGCCCCUACUGGUUUACAGAACAAUCUGAGCAUCUCUCCAGACACUGGCACUGUGGGGCCAGGGCAGAAAGUCCACAACUUGUUCACCUUUCAUCCAACCAAAAAAUGUGUCUUAAAGAAUGUUCAUCUAAAUAUAAAGAUUGAGAAUGGACCAGAGUUCAGAUGCAGUUUCUGUGCAACAGCUGUGAGUCCUGGAGUUAAUUUCUCUUUCACACAACACGACUUCGGCAACUGCUUUAUUUACCAAGCUGGCAUGUGUCCCAUCAAGAAAACCCUAAUAGUCCAGAACAAGGACAAGCGUGACAUCAGUUUGGACUGUCUCUACAACAACACUGCUCACCUGGAGCUUGACUUCACUCCAGAUAUACUGCCCCCUGGAGGUCAGAUGGAGAUACCCAUCACAUUUUAUCCCCGUGCAGCUGUACUUUACAAGGAAACAAUAAUCUUUCAGAUGAAUGUCCAUUCUAAGGUGCCCAUCCAUCUGCAAGGGCGAGGUAUUGAGCUGAAGGUUGUUGUUGCUAACCCAAAACAUAAGCUGAUUAAUUUUGGAGCUGUUAAUGUGGGGCAAACUGUGAAGAAAACCAUUCCCGUCGUAAAUAACAGUGUGACGCCAGUUACAUGUAUGUUCUCUAUAGCUCCAAGUGUCCCCGUACUGCAGGAUACAAAGGUGCUUAACUUGUUACCAACGUCUGAAGUGACAAUACCCGCCAAUGGUGGAGUAUGCAAGUUGGAGCUGCAGUUUACCCCUUUAGGCAGGAUUACUCCAUUUGCAGAGGAGGUGAUGCUGGAGUGUUUUGGAGUGGGACGAUCACUUUUAGUCGUACGUGGCUGCAGCCAGGGUUUGGAGCUAAGUUUGGACCAAGAUUAUAUCCCAUUUGGAGCAGUGGUACUUCAGAGCCAAGCCACACGCAGAAUCAUUCUAAGCAACACCGGAGACCUAGGAGCCAGAUUUCGAUGGGACAUAAAGAAAUUUCAGCCAGACUUCUCCAUCUCUCCAGUCUCCGGUUACAUCACUGCUGGUGCUGAGGUCACCUUUGAUAUCACAUUUCACCCCUCUGAGAUCAGCUCUGAUAUUCAUUAUGAUAAUCUAGCCUGUUUUAUUGAAGGAAGCAAGACCUUGAUGUUGACUCUGUCUGGAUCCUGUGUUGGGCUGCCAUCCACCAAGGAGACAGUGAAUUUUCAGUGUCAGGUUAGAAGUAAACAAACUCAGACCAUCAUACUCACCAACAAAACCAACCAUGCAUGGACUUUGCAACCCAUUAUUGAUGGCGAGUAUUGGACAGGUCCAGAUAUUUUCAACGUGGAAGCUAAUCAGCAGAACAAACCAUAUGAGAUCACCUACAGACCUCUGACCAUGAGCUUGGAGGGGAAGAAACACCAGGGUUCCAUAUUUUUCCCAUUACCAGAUGGCACAGGGUUAAUGUACCUUCUACAAGGAGUCUCUGAGCCUCCUAAAUCUUCUGGCAAUAUUAUUCGAGAGGUGCCCUGCAAAACAUCUUAUACCGAACUACUCCCUAUCAGCAACUGGCUGAACAAGUCACAGAGGUUUCGGGUAACUCUGGAAAUGGUGAAGCCAGAACGUCUGGACAGCGCCACCAGCAUUAAAGGCUUGGACUACGUGGAAGUGCCAGGGGCUGCCAGGAGAGACUACAAGCUGACAUUCUAUUCUCACAAAGAAGGCAGCUUUGCUACAAAGGUUACCUUCCGCAAUGAGACAACCCAGGAGUAUCUGUACUACUUUGUGACUUUCAAAGCAACCCCUCCAGGCAUUAUCAGUACUAUAGAAAUGGUGGCACCAGUUCGACAAAGCACUGCUGCCACUGUGAAAGUGGACAACCCUUUGUUAGUGCCAGUCACCUUUACCACUGACUGCAAAGUGCAAGAGAUUAAUCUGCCAUCACAGCUCACGGUUCCUGCCCAAUCUGAGGGACGGCUGACAUUUGAGUAUCUGCCUCUAAAGACUGGUGAGUCAACAGGUCGUUUGACCCUGCAGAGUAGUGACUUGGGCUUGUUUCAGUAUGAGCUGCUACUGAAAGCCAUGCCAGCAUUACCAGAGAAGCCUCUUUACUUCCGUACCACACUUGGUUCCAACCAGAUGCUUAAUGCCAAAUUCACCAAUUAUACCCGACAGAGAACAGAAUACAGCUGCAAGAUUGAUAACUCUGACUUCCAUGUAGAGAAGGUGGUGAUGGCAGCUCCAGGAUCACAGGGUGGGUCAGAAGUCAGUGUAGAAGUUACGUAUGAACCCGUACAACUUGGAGAGUCGCAGGCAGUGCUGUUCAUCUCGUCACCCCUAGGCGGAGAGUACAGCAUUCCGCUUUUUGGUUCUGCAAUGGCACCGAAGCCCCAAGGCCCCAUCCAAAUCAGAUCUGGUUCCAGUGUCUCCAUUCCCUUCAAAAAUGUCUUCCUGCAGCCCACGGCCUUCACUUUCCAAACAGAUCACCCAGCUUUCACCGUGAAGCCCUGUGAGGCAGUUCGGCCCAAGAAGACUCACCAUAUCUCUGUAUCAUAUGAGACUCCUCACAAUGGGAGCAAGGUCCCUGUGACAGGAAAACUUGUUGUCUCCUGUCCUCGUGCCACUGGCAUUAGCCAGGGAAUCUUCUGGGUCUACUACUUGAAAGGUGUGGCAUCUGAAAAGUAAUAUUCGCCGAUAUCGCUCAGAUUUCUUUUUUUUAUAAUAUUCAUCUAAGCAUGCUAGUUAUGUCCCAAGGCUUUUGUAUUAUCAUCUCAUUCAUAAUGGUUUGGGCACCAGUUUCGGGAGUGGUCACAAAUAUGUAGUAGAAAUGAAGAUAUAUGACACAUCAGUUUCAAACCUCUCUCAAUAACACUUAGAACUUAACAUUCUGCAGUGUAUAAACAGUAGACAAUAAAAUAUGUACAAUUAUCACCAGUUUUCCUGCAGGCUACCAACAUUAACUCUGACAACUGACAUCACUUGAUGUUCUACAUUGCAGAAAUAGCACACAAGUUUUAAGAACUCGAUGGCCAACAAAAUAUUUAUCAUAUAUAGUAUUUUUGUAUCUCCAUUCAUGUUGUAUAAAUCUAACAACAUAGUGGGGUUAGAAUGUUGAUAUUAGCGGAACUGCAUUCUCUCUUACUUUACAAAACAGCUGUUUAUUCUGUGCCAUCUUCUGCUAGCAGGUUGUUGUGCUCAGGAUCCCACCUACUUCUGUACUUUAUAUACAUGUAUGUCUUCCUCUAUACAGCAUGUGCCAACUAAAGUCUUACAAACAAUAGAAGACUGUGUAUAGUUUGCACCUUGCCUUUGUACUGUAAUCAUAAAUGCUACUGACUCUUGAAGAGUCUGUCUAAUAGGAAAUAUUGUCUCUAGUUUUAGUAUAAGUUGGUAUUCAUAAGGACCACUCAAAGGAAAUAAAUAGCUGGAUAUUUAUUUUUAUAGUAUAAAGUAUAGCAGGUCUCCAUAAUGAUGGAUAGGUUUUGUCCAUUCUGAUUUGUAAUAGAAAUAAACUUAUACACAACUACAUGUAGUGCCUGCUAAAACAUUUUAUUUGGGUCGUCUAUAAAACAUAUCUUGCCCUAAACUAGUGGCACUGCAGCCAUCAGUACAACUGCACCCUCUGCUUUACCCUAAAUGCACAAAACAAAUGAGAUUUAAACACAUAAAAUAAAUAUAUAUAUAUUGAAUUAUAUUUUAAAAUAAAAACACUCUGUAAAACCUUA